UUUUUUUUCAAAAGAGACGCUUUGAUUUUGUUAAGUUUUGUUGCGUCGAAUUUUGGAAUUUAUUAAUUCACUAGUCAUUAUCGUUGUAUUGUUAUUAAAGAAGUGAUUGUAGUUUUAAGUCCACCUCAAUAAUUAUUUUACAUAGGUACUCAAACUCUGGGCCUAUAAAUAUAACUAUUCUAUAAAGUCGGCGUACCUCUAGUAACUGCUUCAAAAUGACUAUGGACAUAAGGCCAAACCACACAAUAUACAUUAACAACCUUAAUGAAAAGAUCAAGAAAGAAGAACUUAAGAAGUCCUUAUAUGCAAUUUUCUCGCAAUUUGGUCAAAUUCUUGAUAUUGUGGCUAUGAAAACCCUGAAAAUGAGAGGCCAAGCGUUUGUGAUCUUCAAAGAAAUUUCCAGUGCCACUGUGGCCUUAAGAAGUAUGCAAGGGUUUCCAUUUUAUGACAAACCAAUGAGAAUCCAAUACUGCAAAACUGACAGUGACCUCAUUGCCAAAGUUAAGGGCACAUUCCAAGAGAGGCCCAAGCGUCCAAAGAUGCCCAAGACUGAUGAGUCUCGCAAGAAGAAGGCUAAGGAAGUUAGUCGUCCCGGAGCAGUGGGCAUUGCCGGAGGUCUCCUCAACAAUGUGAAUGUGGAACAACCCCCCAACCAGAUCCUGUUCUUGACCAACCUGCCCGAUGAGACCUCGGAGAUGAUGCUCUCCAUGUUGUUCAACCAGUUCCCUGGCUUCAAAGAGGUGCGUCUUGUUCCGAACCGACACGACAUUGCAUUUGUGGAGUUCGCCAACGAGAUGCAGUCCGCCGCCGCCAAGGAAGCCCUGCAAGGGUUCAAGAUCACGCCCACUCACGCUAUGAAGAUCACAUUUGCUAAGAAAUAAGUAUUGUCAUUGUUAGUUUUACGUCUUAAGGUCAAUAAAGGGUAAGAUACUGAGAACUGUUUUGAGCAUUGCACUUCGCCAUAACAGCUCUCCCUGCUGUGAUAAUAUUUUAGUACCUGUUGAGUU
Plutella xylostella (diamondback moth) is the source of this 1007-nucleotide messenger RNA. It is a transcript of the gene snf, whose product is annotated as U1 small nuclear ribonucleoprotein A snf. Lineage: Eukaryota; Metazoa; Arthropoda; Insecta; Lepidoptera; Plutellidae. The record is from RefSeq and is a predicted model, not a curated record. Gene Ontology annotation, molecular function: RNA binding.